UCACUACUGGAGUCCAUAUUUUCCACUGUCGGUUGAGGUUCAGACUUCAGAAAUUAGAACCCUCUCUCUCUCUCUCUCUCAUACACACAAGCACAAACUAACGAAAUAAGGAUUAAAGCUUAGAUUCAAUAACAAAUAGCAAAUAUGGGUAGAGGCAAAAAUAAACGGCAGACGGUGAAAGGCGCCGAGACGGAGGAUGACGACGGUGAUGAUACAGUCAGCACCAUUUCCACAGCCGAGUCUUCAGACGGACAACAGUCGCUAUCUCAUGAAGCUGUCGCUCAAGUUCGGGGAGAGAAGCCCGAUAUUGAGGAUGUCCUGGAUAUGCUUUAUGAAAAGAGGUCAUCAACCAGGGAACAAGGACUUGAUAUACUUUCGAAGGCACUAACAAGCAAGUUGCAGCUAGAUUUUGUGAUGAGCAAGGGCGAGACCAUACUUCGCCAAUGCCUGUCUAUUUUCAGAAAAGGUUCUGCUUCUGAAAUUUCAUUAGCUGCUCGCACACUGGGCUUGCUUGGAAUCAGUGCUGGUGAGAGUAAAUUAGCAAAUAUGAUUUUCAAAGAAUCAUUUAUUCAUCUAAGCCGCAUAUCUAAACAGAGCCUGGAUGAGGCUAGUCGCAUUUCGUAUCAUACUGCUGCCAAGCUCUGA
Molecule: messenger RNA, 645 nt
Organism: Nelumbo nucifera (sacred lotus)
Lineage: Eukaryota; Viridiplantae; Streptophyta; Magnoliopsida; Proteales; Nelumbonaceae
Source: RefSeq, a predicted model, not a curated record